Talpa occidentalis (Iberian mole) is the source of this 8491-nucleotide messenger RNA. RefSeq names its product thyroglobulin (gene TG). Bases 1 to 8382 code for a protein of 2793 amino acids. The record is from RefSeq and is a predicted model, not a curated record. NCBI's taxonomy places the organism in Eukaryota, Metazoa, Chordata, Mammalia, Eulipotyphla, Talpidae. Gene Ontology annotation, biological process: thyroid hormone generation. The transcript is spliced from 49 exons.
AUGGCCUUCAAGAGCCUCAGGAAGCUCAGCAUGAUGCUUGAGCGGAAACACAUUUGGAGAGGCCUCGGGAAGAUGGGCGCGGUCCUGUGGGCCUGCAGUCUGCUGGGCUCGGCCUGCCUGGCGAUGGCCAACAUCUUCGAAUACCAGGUGGAUGCCCAGCCUCUCCGGCCCUGUGAGCUGCGGCGGGACCAGGCCUUCCUGCAGCGCGCGGGCUUCGUGCCCCAGUGCGCUGAGGACGGCAGCUUCCAGCCCGUCCAGUGCGAGCACGGCGGCUCCUGCUGGUGCGUGGGUGCCGACGGCCUGGAAGUGCCCGGCAGCAGGCAGCACGGGCGCCCCUUGGCUUGCCUGUCCUUCUGCCAGCUGCAGAAGCAGCAGAUCCUGCUGAGCGGCUACCUUAACAGCACGGCCACAUCCUACCUCCCCCAGUGUCAGGCCUCGGGAGACUAUGAGCCUGUGCAGUGUGACCUGAGGCAGGAGCAGUGCUGGUGUGUGGACAAUGAAGGCAUGGAGGUCUACGGGACCCGCCAGCUCGGGAGGCCCACUCGCUGUCCAGGGAGCUGUGAGAUCAGAAACCGCCGUCUGCUCCACGGGGUGGGGGACAAGUCACCCCCCCAGUGCUCACCGGAUGGAGGGUUCAUGCCUGUCCAGUGCAAGUUUGUCAACACCACGGACAUGAUGGUUUUUGACCUGGUGCACAGCUACAACAGGUUUCCAGAUGCAUUUGUGACCUUCAGUUCCUUCAGGAGCAGGUUCCCCGAGGUGUCCGGGUAUUGUCACUGCGCUGACAGUCAAGGACGGGAGCUGGCCGAGACAGGUUUGGAGUUGUUACUCGAUGAAAUCUAUGACACCAUUUUUGCCGGCCUGGAUCUUGCCUCCACCUUUACGGAAACCACCUUGUACCGGAUCUUGCAGAGACGGUUCUUAGCCGUUCAGCUGGUCAUCGCCGGCCGGUUCCGAUGCCCCACAAGAUGUGAAGUGGAGCGGCUGGCGGCCACCAGCUUUGGCCACCCCUAUGUACCCAGCUGCCGUCGAAAUGGGGACUACGAGGCAGUGCAGUGCCAGAAGGAAGGGCCGUGCUGGUGCGUGGAUGUCCGAGGACGGGAGACCCACGGAACUCGGCGGCAGGGGCAGCCGCCAUCUUGUGCUGAAGACCAGUCCUGUGUCUCCAAGAGGCGGCAGGCCCUGUCCAGACUCCACUUUGGACCCUCGGGCUACUUCAGCCGGCACGACUUGUUCUUGGUUCCUGAGGAAAGGCAGGAGGACUCUCCACGAGUGGCCAGAGUCCCCCCGUUCUGCUCACGCUUGGCCAGGGAGCUCUUCGUGGACUCUGGGAUUCUCCGCCCGAUGGUGGAGGGGCAGGGUCAACAGUUUGCUGCUUCAGGAAGUCUCCUCAAAGAAGCCCUCAGAGCGAUAUUUCCCUCCCGAGAACUGGCUCGUCUGGCCCUUCAGUUUACUACCAACCCAAAACGACUCCAGCAGAAUCUCUUUGGAGGGAAAUUUCUGGUGAACCUUGGCCAGUUUAAUUUGUCUGGAGCCCUUGGCACUAGAGGGACAUUUAACUUCAGUCAAUUUUUCCAGCAACUUGGUCUUCCAGGCUUUCAAAGUGGAGGGGCACUAGUUGAUCCAGCCACCCCUCUGUCCUUGAGCUUGGAUUCCAGUCCCACUACAGAAAUCCCGGAGGCCUCUGGGAAGGGUGCUGCUAUGAACAAGCCUAUUGUGGGCAGCUUUGGCUUGGAAGUCAACUUACAGGAGAACCAGAAGGUCUUGAACUUCCUGGCUUCUCUCCUGGAGCUUCCCGAAUUCCUGCUCUUCCUGCAGCAUGCUGUGUCUGUGCCCGCAGACAUAGCCGGGGACUUGGGUGACGUGCUAGAAAUGGUGCUUGGCUCCAACAGCUGUGAGCAGAGUCCUGGCAGCCUUUUUGUCCCUUCAUGCACGGCAGAGGGAAGCUAUGAGGAUGUCCAGUGCUUUGCUGGAGAGUGCUGGUGUGUGGAUUCCCAGGGCAAAGAACUUCCAGGCUCCAGGGUUAGAGGUGGACAACCUGCGUGCCCCACAGAGUGUCAGAAGCAAAGGGCUCUCAUGCAAACCCUCUCCAGGAGCCAGCCGGCUGGGUCCAGCCUGUUUGUCCCUUCUUGUACAAGUGAGGGGCAUUUCCUCCCUGUUCAGUGCUUCAACUCAGAGUGCUACUGUGUUGAUGCUGAGGGUCAGGUGAUUCCUGGAACUCGAAGGGAACCUGGAGAACCAAGUCAAUGCCCCACUUCCUGUCAGCUGCAAGCCGAGCAAGCCUUCCUUGGGGCAGUGCGGGCCUUGCGCUCCCCUGUCAGCUUGCCAGCCACCCUCUCUGGCAUCUACAUCCCACAGUGCAGUGCCAGUGGGUCGUGGAGACGCGUGCAGUGCGACGGGCCCCCUGAGCAGGCCUUUGAGUGGUAUGAACGAUGGAGAGCUCAGAACAACCGAGGCCAGGAGUCAAGCCCCACUGAGCUGCUCAUGAAGGUCAUGAGCUAUAGAGAAGCAGCUUCUGGAAGCUUCCGUCUCUUUAUUCAAAACCUCUAUGAGACCGGCCAACAAGGCAUCUUCCCAGGGCUGGCAAGAUACCCUUUUCUCCAAGAUGUCCCAUUGGCGAUUUUGGAAGGGAACCUGACCCAGCCUGUAGAGAACAUCUUUCUGGAGCCCUACCUCUUCUGGCAGAUCCUAAGUGGCCAGCUCAGCAGAUACCCAGGGCCCUACUCAGACUUCAGCUCUCCUCUGGCACACUUUGACCUUCGGAGAUGCUGGUGUGUGGAUGAGGCUGGUCGAGAACUAGAAGGGACCCAGACCGAGCCAAACAAGGCCCCGGCAUGUCCUGGCUCUUGUGAAGAAGUGAAGCUUCGUGUCCUGCAGUUCAUUAAGGAAACGGAAGAGAUUGUCUUGGCUUCCAACGAUUCCUUGUUCCCCCUGGGAGAGAGUUUCCUAGCAGCCAAGGGAAUCCGCCUGACCAGUGAGGAGCUCGCCCUUCCCCAGCUCUCUCCUUCGCAGGAGACCUUCACAGAGAAGUUUCUGAGUGGGGGCGAUUAUGCCAUUCGUCUGGCAGCUCUGUCUACCUUCAGCUUCCACCAGAGCCGAGGCUUCUUCCCUGGCGGUUCUACCGGCGUCGCCCUAUGGCCGGCGGGCCCCUACGUGCCGCAGUGUGAUGCUUUUGGAAGGUGGCAGCCCUUGCAGUGCCACGCCGGGACCGGGCACUGCUGGUGUGUGGACGGGAAGGGCGAGUAUAUCUCCGCCUCGCUGACCGCCCGCUCCCCUCGGCUCCCCCAGUGCCCCACACCCUGUGAGAAAUCCCGCGCGAGUGGGCUGCUUUCCAGCUGGAAACAGGCCGGAUCCCAAGGAAACCCGUCUCCCAGAGACCUGUUCAUCCCAACCUGCCUGGAGACAGGGCAGUACGCCCAGCGGCAGGCUGCGGAAGGUGGCAUCUGGUGCGUGGACCAGGCCUCAGGAGAGGGGGUGUGGCCUGGCACGAACGGCAGUGGUCUGUGCCCGGGCCUCUGUGAAGCACUCCACGAUGGACUCUUCCCCGGGAGCACUGGCCCAGGCCCCGCCCCAACUUGCAGGGCAGAAGACAGAGGCUUCUCCCCAGUGCAGUGUGACCCGGCCCAGGGCAGCUGCUGGUGUGUGCUGGGCAGCGGCGAGGAGGUGCCCGGGACCCGCGUGGCUGGGGGACAGCCUGCCUGUGAGAGUCCACAGUGCCCACUGCCCUUCAACGUGUCAGAGGUGGCUGCAGGUGUGCUCCUGUGCGAGCAGGCCUCAGGCCCAGGAGGAGCCCCCGUCCAGCAGUGCCAGCUUCACUGCCGCCAGGGCUACCGGAGUGCGUUCCUGGUGGGGCCGCUGGAGUGCGACCUGCAGGGAAGACAAUGGGUGUCACCGCCGCCACAGCCCCAAGCCUGCCAGCGGCCCCAGCUGUGGCAGACCUUGCAGACCCGGGGGCAGAUCCAGCUGCAGCUCCCGCCCGAGAAGAUGUGCAGUGCAGACUAUGCAGGCUUGCUGCAGGCCUUCCGGGUCUUCGUGCUGGAUGAGCUCACGGCUCGGGGUUUCUGCCAGAUCCAGAUGAAGACCUUGGGGUCCCCCGUUUCCAUCCCUGUCUGCGAUGACGCCACGGUGCAGGUGGAGUGUGUGAGCAGGGAGCUCUUGGGAGUGAAUGUCACGUGGAGACUGCAGCUGGAGGAGGCACCCACAGCCUCUCUUCCUACCUUGCACGAUAUUGAGGUGGCCUUAGUGGGCCUUGUCGGGGCCUUCGCAGAGCUGGUCCAAAGCGGUGCCUUCCAGCUCCAUCUGGAUUCCAAGACCUUCCCCGCAGACACCUCCAUCCGCUUCCCCCAGGGGGACAGUUUUGGGACCUCCGCGAGGACAUGGUUUGGGUGCUUGGAAGGAUUCCACCGAGUCUUGACCCCCGGCAACAACAUCCAGGAACCCCUGGGGUGCGUGAAGUGUCCUGAAGGGAGCUACUCGCAGGAUGAGCGCUGCAUCCCCUGUCCGGUUGGCUUCUACCAAGAGCGGGCGGGCAGCCUGGCCUGUGUCCCAUGCCCUGUGGGCAGAAAGACUGUUUCUGUUGGAGCUUUCAGCCAGACUCACUGUGUCACAGACUGCCAGAUGAAUGAGUUGGGCCUGCAGUGUGACCAGGAUGGCCAGUACCGGGCCAGCCAGAGGGCCAGUGACAGCGGGAUGGCCUUCUGUGUGGACACCGGGGGGCAGAGGCUGCCGUGGUCGGAAAUGGAGGCUCCACUCUCGGACUCCCAGUGCCUGAUGAUGCGGAAAUUCGAGAAGGUUCCAGAAUCAAAUGUGAUCUACAGUGCUGACGUUGCUGUGGCAGUUAGGUCCAGGGUUCCUGGUUCUGAAUCCCCACUGGUGCAGUGCUUAGCAGACUGUGCAUUGGAUGAGGCCUGCAGCUUCCUCACGGUGGCCACAGUGGGAUCAGAGGUCUCCUGUGAUUUCUAUGCUUGGACAAGCGACCACAUCACCUGCGUGACAACUGGUCAGGACCAGGAUGCUCUGGGCAACUCCAAGGCCACCAGCGUGGGAAGCAUUAGGUGCCAGGUGAAAGUGCGCACAGGAGCGCCAGAGUCUCCGGCUGUGUUUUUGAAAAAGGGCCAAGAAUUCACCACCACAAGCCAGAAGAGUUUCGAACCAACCGGCUUCGGAAACGCGCUCUCCGGCCUGUACAGCCCGGUGCUGGUCUCUGCCCCGGGAGCCGGCCUGACGGAGGCGCAUGUCUUCUGUGUUCUGGCCUGCGGUGGAGACCCGUGCUGUGACGGCUUCAUCCUCGCGCAGGUCCAAGCAGGCCCCAUCCUCUGUGGGCUGCUGAGCUCCCCUGAUGUCUUGCUCUGCCACGCCGAAGACUGGGGUGGCCCAUCUGCAGGCCAGACCAGCGCUGCCUGUCCCACCGUCACGUUUGCCCAGGGGAGCCGUCAGGUGACGUUGCGCCUGGGAGGCCAGGAGUUCAAGGGUCUGACGCACCUGGAGGGAACUCAAGACACCUUCACCAGCUUCCAGCAGGUUUAUCUCUGGAAAGAUUCUGACAUGGGGUCUCGGUCCGAGUCUGUGGGAUGCAGAAGAGAACCGGCAGUGAGGCCAGCGCUGGCGGUAGACCCAGAUUUGACCACAGAGCUCUUCUCCCCUGUGGACCUUACCCAGGCCGUUGUCAGUGGAAACCGAUCCCUGCCAAGCCGGCGGCACAGGCUCUUCAAGCAUCUCUUUUCAUCUCAGCAGGCGAACCUGUGGUGCUUCUCUCGCUGUGUCCAGGAGCCCACUUUCUGUCAGCUGGUGGAGAUAACAGACAGUGCUCCCCUCUACUUCACCUGCACCCUCUAUCCUGAGGCCCAGGUGUGUGACGGUGCCAUGGAGUCCAGUGCCAGGGGCUGCAGGCUUGUCCUGCCCCACAGGCCACAGGCCCUGUUCCGGAAGAAAGUUGUACUGAAGGAGAAAGUGGACAACUUUUAUACCCGCCUGCCGUUCCGAAAGCUGACAGGGGUUUCCAUUAGAAGCAAAGUGUCCAUGUCCAACAAAUCCAUUUCCAAUGGGUUCUUCGAGUGCGAGCGGUUGUGUGACCUGGACCCGUGCUGCAUCGGCUUCGGCUUCCUCAAUGUCUCCCAGCUGAAAGGGGGAGAGGUGACAUGCCUAACUCUGAACAACUUGGGGUAUCAGACGUGCAGUGAGGAGAACAGAGGCGCCUGGCGCCUGCUGGACUGCAGCUCCCCCGACACUGAAGCCCGCACCUAUCCCUUCGGAUGGUACCAGAAGCCUGUUACUCAGAGUGGUGCUCCCAGUUUUUGCCCCUCGGUGGCUCUGCCCACCCUCCCGGAGAAAGUCUCUCUGGCCUCCUGGCAGUCCCUGGACCUCUCUUCAGCCAUCGUUGACCUGUCCACCAGGAGCUUGGAUGUGGUCCACAUCAGCACGACCACUCCCAGCGACUUCUCUGCUGCCCGGGACCUCUGUCUGUUGGAAUGUUCCCGCCACGAGGCCUGCCGCGUCACGACUCUGCAGACCCGACCUGGUGCUGUGAGGUGUGUGUUCUAUGCUGAUACCCAGAGCUGCACACACAGCCUGAGGGCCCAGGACUGCCGGCUUCUGCUCAGCGAAGAGGCCACCCACAUCUACCAGAAGCCCAACACCCCUCUGUUCGGCUCUGGCACGUCUGCACCUUCUGUGACCAUUGCCACCCAUGGACAGCUGCUGGGCAGGUCCCAGGCCAUCCAGGUGGGGACUUUGUGGAGGCAAGUGGACCAGUUCCUGGGUGUUCCCUACGCAGCCCCACCCCUGGCAGAGAGGCGCUUCCGGCCCCCGGAACCCUUGAACUGGACAGGACCCUGGGAUGCCACCCAACCACGGGCCAGCUGCUGGCAGCCGGGCGCCCAGGUGCCCGCGUCCCCGGGAGUCAGUGAGGAUUGCUUGUAUCUCAACGUGUUUGUCCCGCAGAACGUGGCCCCCAACGCGUCAGUGCUGGUGUUCUUCUACAACGCUGCCCAGGCCAGGGCGGGCGGGAGGCCGCUGGCCCUCGAUGGCGCCUUCCUGGCCUCUGUGGGGAACCUCAUCGUGGUCACCGCCAGCUACCGGGUGGGCGUCUUCGGCUUCCUGAGUUCUGGGUCCAGUGAGGUGAGUGGCAACUGGGGUCUCCUGGACCAAGUGGCGGCUCUGACCUGGGUGCAGACCCACAUCGGAGUCCUCGGUGGGGACCCUCGGCGUGUGACCCUGGCAGCAGACCGCAGCGGUGCCGACGUGGCCAGCAUGCACCUGCUCAGCACCCGGGCCGCCAGCCCCAGACUCUUCCGGAGAGCCGUGCUGAUGGGUGGCUCCGCACUGUCCCCGGCUGCGGUCAUCAGCCCAGAAAGGGCUCAGCAGCAGGCAGCUGCUUUGGCAAAGGACCUCGGCUGCCCCACCUCGCCCAUCCCAGGAAUGGUGUCCUGCCUCCGCCAGACGCCCGCCAGCACCCUCAACGAGGCCCAGACCAAGCUCCUGGCGGUGAGUGGCCCUUUCCACUACUGGGGGCCUGUGGUUGAUGGCCAGUACAUCGUAGAGGCUCCUGCCAGAGCCCUGCAGAGGUCCCCUAGGGCCAAGGUGGACCUGCUCACUGGGAUGUCCCAGGACGACGGGCUCAUCAUCAGAGCCAAGGCUGUGAAGCAAUUUGAGGAAAGUCAAGGCCGGACCAGCAGCAAAACGGCCUUCUACCAGGCGCUGCAGAACUCCCUGGGCGGCGCGGGCGCGGGCGCGGGCGCGGGCGUGCGGGCGGCUGCCGAGUGGUACUACUCCCUGGAGCACUCCCAGGACGACUACGCCGCCUUCUCCAGGGCCCUGGAGAACGCCACUCGGGACUACUUUAUCACCUGCCCUGUGAUCGAUAUGGCCGCCCACUGGGCACGCGGGGCCCGAGGAAACGUCUUCCUGUACCACGCUCCAGAGAGCUACGGCCACAGCAGCCUGGACUUGCCGGCGGAUGUUCAGUUUGCCUUUGGGCUCCCCUUGCACCCCGCCUACGAGGGCCGGUUCACUCCAGAGGAGAAGACCUUGUCCCUCCAAGUCAUGCAGUUCUUCUCCAACUUCAUCCGGUCUGGAAACCCCAACUAUCCUCAUGAGUUUUCCAGGAGGGCACCUGAAUUCGCGGCUCCCUGGCCUGACUUUGUCCUCUCUGCCCAUGGGGAGAGCUACAAGGAGCUCAGCGUCCUGCUCCCCAACCGACAGGGCCUGAAGAAGGCCGACUGCUCCUUCUGGUCCAAGUACAUCCGGUCUCUGAAGGUGGCGGCAGAUGAAGCCAAGGACAGGCCGUCAGCAGGAGGUGAAGAGGAGGAUGGGCCAGCUGACUCUGGGCAGGGAGAAGACCUCCUGGACCCUUCAGAGCCAGGCUCCAAGAGCUACAGCAAGUGACCAGCCCCUGAGACCCUGCUCACCCUGUCAGCCCCACCCCAGGCUGCCACUGUGGGUCCCUGAUGCUCUAAAACAGCCACCAACUUUCAAUAAAAUGUCUACGUGCAGU